AUGUUCGCGUCCAAGAAGACCCUGGUGCUGCUCGGCGCUGUCGCCGCCAAUGUCGCCUCCGCGACCGUUGUUUCCGAAAACCUGCUCCGCAAGAAGACCACCCGCUCCGAGGUGACGACGACCGAGGUACUUACUUACUUAUACUUAAACCAUAAGUAUUUGGAAAAAAGGAGCUUCUUGUACAGAUCAUGCGCUAACUUCAUUGAAGGAACUAAUUGGUGAAACGACGACUCUUCUGACUUCUGUCUUCUGACUUCUGUCUUCUAGAAGUGAGACCACGCCUGCGAGUAGAGUGCUUUGGGUUCUUUAAGAUUUGGUGUUGACAUAAUGAUAUAUUCACCAGUUGCAGCGGACCAGGCUACUUACUACUUCUUUUAUUUUUUUCCACCCAGGCUGCCGCGGCUGAAGAAGCGAGCCUGUUGCAGGUCACCCCGGAUGACUUUGCCGAGCUGCA
This is a messenger RNA of Amoebophrya sp. A120, 454 nucleotides long. The record is from the annotation of a GenBank genome assembly. NCBI's taxonomy places the organism in Eukaryota, Dinophyceae, Syndiniales, Amoebophryaceae.